UAAUCGUUGAUGAUCUGUCAUAUUUUUAUCACUCAAGCACUAAAAUACAGCUCAACAUAUUGUUAGUUUAAGUUUUAAGUCAUAUUUUGGAUGUAUUCGGUUCUAUAAAUAACUUUUAAACAAAAACCCUAUGCGGAUUCUUUUAUUUUUAAAAUAAAUAGGCCUAUGUACUAUUUUAUGAUUUAUAGGUUAGUUUACUUAAAGGGCGUACAUAGGCUUAAUAUUCUUGGAAAUAAUGAAAUAAAAUAAAUUAUGUUAUUAUUCGAUGCUUCUAAAAUAUGUCAAACAGUGUAAUUGUAUCCAAAUCUCCUAAUUUGCUCUAAGAAAAAGGUACUAUAUGGACACAAUGAGUUGGUUUGAUGCGACAGGAUUUGCUAAUUUAGCAAAAACGGCUCUGAAAGAAGCUCAAAAGACUAUAGACAAAGCUCUUGACAUCAAGGAAGAGGAUAUUGAGCAUGUAACUCAGAGCAGCUUGACGUCACCUGGUGCUGAGACGGAAAUGUGGGUAGACCAAGGAGUGCCUCGGAGUGAAAGUGAGCCAAAACUCUCAUCCUCGAGUAAACUUGGUCAAAGUGGAAGUCUGUGGGGAUCCUUCACAGGCUCGUUUUUUGAAAAUCCUAAAUUGCUAGAAAAUGAUGCAAAAGAGAACCCCGAGACUCCUAGUCGUCCUACUAACUUUAUUUCAAACCAGCCCAAAAAAACAGCCACAUUUCAGCCUCCCUCGGCUAGUACAGCUAAUACUUCACCUUCAGAGGCAAAAACCCCUGAUCCGAGCUGUCCUUCUGAUAUCCGAGAAGAGAUUCUCAACUUUCCGCCAGUAGUCUAUAGGAAAAAAGAACCUCGUAACUAUAACAACCGGUUAUCUGCUAUCUCGUCUGAAAGUGAUCGAAGGUCAAGUUCCAGCUGUGAAGUACUCGGCAGUUGUACGCCUGAUUCUGACCCUCAACAUUCCCUCUCCACCUCCUCGUCCGUUGUAAGACUGCGGCAGUCGGGCAGCUUUGAGUCUGUUGAAGUACUUACGUCUCCCAGCAGUGUUGAAGUUCUCGGGUCUACUGCUAGUGAACACAGGUAUUCGAGUGACAGCAUAUCACCCAUAGCUGAAGGGGAAGGUCCUCCUGAACUAGUGGAUGACUCUGAACCAAGCGUGGCCGAGGACAGUUACACCUCUGCCUCGGAAACUCUAACAGCGGGAACAGUUCUGGAUCUUCCCCAAGCUUCGUCAACAUCGCGUGAUUUGAUGUCUGCUUCAACAACAUCACGGGAUUUAAUGUCCACAUCGUCAACAUCGAGAGACUUGAUGCUCAAAUCAACAUCGUCUCUGGACACUUCCUUUACAGAGCCUCCUCGAGAUAGUGUAGGCAGUGAGUGUGAAACCGGGGUGUCUAGCUGUGAGGAAGGCACACUGAUGGCCAGUAGUGGGGAGGAGACAACUCUAGGUACAUCUACAUCAACCUCCUAUCUCACCAACCUACUGGCAGACGCAAUGACUGAGCAACCUCCUCACAGAGAACAUUCUCCUAUAUCAUCUGAGAGCUGUGAGGAAGGUACACUGAUGGCCAGUAGUGGGGAGGAGACAACUCUAGGUACAUCUACAUCAUCCUCCUAUCUCACCAACCUACUGGCAGACGCAAUGACUGAGCAACCUCCUCACAGAGAACAUUCUCCUAUAUCAUCUGAGAGGUGUGAGGAAGGUACACUGAUGGCCAGUAGUGGGGAGGAGACAACUCUAGGAACAUCUACAUCAUCCUCCUAUCUCACCAACCUACUGGCAGACGCAAUGACUGAGCAACCUCCUCACAGAGAACAUUCUCCUAUAUCAUCUGAGAGCUGUGAGGAAGGCACACUGAUGGCCAGUAGUGGGGAGGAGACAACUCUAGGUACAUCUACAUCAACCUCCUAUCUCACCAACCUACUGGCAGACGCAAUGACUGAGCAACCUCCUCACAGAGAACAUUCUCCUAUAUCAUCUGAGAGGUGUGAGGAAGGUACACUGAUGGCCAGUAGUGGGGAGGAGACAACUCUAGGUACAUCUACAUCAACCUCCUAUCUCACCAACCUACUGGCAGACGCAAUGACUGAGCAACCACCUCACAGAGAACAUUCUCCUAUAUCAUCUGAGAGGUGUGAGGAAGGCACACUGAUGGCCAGUAGUGGGGAGGAGACAACUCUAGGUACAUCUACAUCAACCUCCUAUCUCACCAACCUACUGGCAGACGCAAUGACUGAGCAACCUCCUCACAGAGAACAUUCUCCUAUAUCAUCUGAGAGGUGUGAGGAAGGUACACUGAUGGCCAGUAGUGGGGAGGAGACAACUCUAGGUACAUCUACAUCAACCUCCUAUCUCACCAACCUACUGGCAGACGCAAUGACUGAGCAACCUCCUCACAGAGAACAUUCUCCUAUAUCAUCUGAGAGCUGUGAGGAAGGUACACUGAUGGCCAGUAGUGGGGAGGAGACAACUCUAGGUACAUCUACAUCAUCCUCCUAUCUCACCAACCUACUGGCAGACGCAAUGACUGAGCAACCUCCUCACAGAGAACAUUCUCCUAUAUCAUCUGAGAGCUGUGAGGAAGGUACACUGAUGGUCAGUAGUGGGGAGAAGACAACUCUAGGAACAUCUACAUCAUCCUCCUAUCUCACCAACCUACUGGCAGACGCAAUGACUGAGCAACCUCCUCACAGAGAACAUUCUCCUAUAUCAUCUGAGAGCUGUGAGGAAGGCACACUGAUGGCCAGUAGUGGGGAGGAGACAACUCUAGGUACAUCUACAUCAUCCUCCUAUCUCACCAACCUACUGGCAGACGCAAUGACUGAGCAACCUCCUCACAGAGAACAUUCUCCUAUAUCAUCUGAGAGGUGUGAGGAAGGUACACUGAUGGCCAGUAGUGGGGAGGAGACAACUCUAGGUACAUCUACAUCAACCUCCUAUCUCACCAACCUACUGGCAGACGCAAUGACAGAGCAACCUCCUCACAGAGAACAUUCUCCUAUAUCAUCUGAGAGGUGUGAGGAAGGUACACUGAUGGCCAGUAGUGGGGAGGAGACAACUCUAGGUACAUCAACAUCAACCUCCUAUCUCACCAACCUACUGGCAGACGCAAUGACUGAGCAACCUCCUCACAGAGAACAUUCUCCUAUAUCAUCUGAGAGGUGUGAGGAAGGUACACUGAUGGCCAGUAGUGGGGAGGAGACAACUCUAGGAACAUCUACAUCAACCUCCUAUCUCACCAACCUACUGGCAGACGCAAUGACUGAGCAACCUCCUCACAGAGAACAUUCUCCUAUAUCAUCUGAGAGCUGUGAGGAAGGUACACUGAUGGCCAGUAGUGGGGAGGAGACAACUCUAGGUACAUCAACAUCAACCUCCUAUCUCACCAACCUACUGGCAGACGCAAUGACUGAGCAACCUCCUCACAGAGAACAUUCUCCUAUAUCAUCUGAGAGCUGUGAGGAAGGUACACUGAUGGCCAGUAGUGGGGAGGAGACAACUCUAGGUACAUCUACAUCAACCUCCUAUCUCACCAACCUACUGGCAGACGCAAUGACUGAGCAACCUCCUCACAGAGAACAUUCUCCUAUAUCAUCUGAGAGCUGUGAGGAAGGCACACUGAUGGCCAGUAGUGGGGAGGAGACAACUCUAGGUACAUCUACAUCAUCCUCCUAUCUCACCAACCUACUGGCAGACGCAAUGACUGAGCAACCUCCUCACAGAGAACAUUCUCCUAUAUCAUCUGAGAGUGGGGAGAAGACAACUCUAGGAACAUCUACAUCAACCUCCUAUCUCACCAACCUACUGGCAGACGCAAUGACUGAGCAACCUCCUCACAGAGAACAUUCUCCUAUAUCAUCUGAGAGCUGUGAGGAAGGCACACUGAUGGUCAGUAGUGGGGAGAAGACAACUCUAGGUACAUCUACAUCAACCUCCUAUCUCACCAACCUACUGGCAGACGCAAUGACUGAGCAACCUCCUCACAGAGAACAUUCUCCUAUAUCAUCUGAGAGCUGUGAGGAAGGCACACUGAUGGUCAGUAGUGGGGAGAAGACAACUCUAGGUACAUCUACAUCAUCCUCCUAUCUCACCAACCUACUGGCAGACGCAAUGACUGAGCAACCUCCUCACAGAGAACAUUCUCCUAUAUCAUCUGAGAGCUGUGAGGAAGGCACACUGAUGGUCAGUAGUGGGGAGAAGACAACUCUAGGAACAUCUACAUCAACCUCCUAUCUCACCAACCUACUGGCAGACGCAAUGACUGAGCAACCUCCUCACAGAGAACAUUCUCCUAUAUCAUCUGAGAGCUGUGAGGAAGGCACACUGAUGGCCAGUAGUGGGGAGGAGACAACUCUAGGUACAUCUACAUCAUCCUCCUAUCUCACCAACCUACUGGCAGACGCAAUGACUGAGCAACCUCCUCACAGAGAACAUUCUCCUAUAUCAUCUGAGAGCUGUGAGGAAGGCACACUGAUGGCCAGUAGUGGGGAGGAGACAACUCUAGGUACAUCUACAUCAACCUCCUAUCUCACCAACCUACUGGCAGACGCAAUGACUGAGCAACCACCUCACAGAGAACAUUCUCCUAUAUCAUCUGAGAGGUGUGAGGAAGGUACACUGAUGGCCAGUAGUGGGGAGGAGACAACUCUAGGUACAUCUACAUCAACCUCCUAUCUCACCAACCUACUGGCAGACGCAAUGACUGAGCAACCUCCUCACAGAGAACAUUCUCCUAUAUCAUCUGAGAGGUGUGAGGAAGGUACACUGAUGGCCAGUAGUGGGGAGGAGACAACUCUAGGUACAUCAACAUCAACCUCCUAUCUCACCAACCUACUGGCAGACGCAAUGACUGAGCAACCUCCUCACAGAGAACAUUCUCCUAUAUCAUCUGAGAGGUGUGAGGAAGGUACACUGAUGGCCAGUAGUGGGGAGGAGACAACUCUAGGAACAUCUACAUCAACCUCCUAUCUCACCAACCUACUGGCAGACGCAAUGACUGAGCAACCUCCUCACAGAGAACAUUCUCCUAUAUCAUCUGAGAGCUGUGAGGAAGGUACACUGAUGGCCAGUAGUGGGGAGGAGACAACUCUAGGUACAUCAACAUCAACCUCCUAUCUCACCAACCUACUGGCAGACGCAAUGACUGAGCAACCUCCUCACAGAGAACAUUCUCCUAUAUCAUCUGAGAGCUGUGAGGAAGGUACACUGAUGGCCAGUAGUGGGGAGGAGACAACUCUAGGUACAUCUACAUCAACCUCCUAUCUCACCAACCUACUGGCAGACGCAAUGACUGAGCAACCUCCUCACAGAGAACAUUCUCCUAUAUCAUCUGAGAGCUGUGAGGAAGGCACACUGAUGGCCAGUAGUGGGGAGGAGACAACUCUAGGUACAUCUACAUCAUCCUCCUAUCUCACCAACCUACUGGCAGACGCAAUGACUGAGCAACCUCCUCACAGAGAACAUUCUCCUAUAUCAUCUGAGAGUGGGGAGAAGACAACUCUAGGAACAUCUACAUCAACCUCCUAUCUCACCAACCUACUGGCAGACGCAAUGACUGAGCAACCUCCUCACAGAGAACAUUCUCCUAUAUCAUCUGAGAGCUGUGAGGAAGGCACACUGAUGGUCAGUAGUGGGGAGAAGACAACUCUAGGUACAUCUACAUCAACCUCCUAUCUCACCAACCUACUGGCAGACGCAAUGACUGAGCAACCUCCUCACAGAGAACAUUCUCCUAUAUCAUCUGAGAGCUGUGAGGAAGGCACACUGAUGGUCAGUAGUGGGGAGAAGACAACUCUAGGUACAUCUACAUCAUCCUCCUAUCUCACCAACCUACUGGCAGACGCAAUGACUGAGCAACCUCCUCACAGAGAACAUUCUCCUAUAUCAUCUGAGAGCUGUGAGGAAGGCACACUGAUGGUCAGUAGUGGGGAGAAGACAACUCUAGGAACAUCUACAUCAACCUCCUAUCUCACCAACCUACUGGCAGACGCAAUGACUGAGCAACCUCCUCACAGAGAACAUUCUCCUAUAUCAUCUGAGAGCUGUGAGGAAGGCACACUGAUGGCCAGUAGUGGGGAGGAGACAACUCUAGGUACAUCUACAUCAUCCUCCUAUCUCACCAACCUACUGGCAGACGCAAUGACUGAGCAACCUCCUCACAGAGAACAUUCUCCUAUAUCAUCUGAGAGUAGUGGGGAGGAGACAACUCUAGGUACAUCUACAUCAACCUCCUAUCUCACCAACCUACUGGCAGACGCAAUGACUGAGCAACCACCUCACAGAGAACAUUCUCCUAUAUCAUCUGAGAGCCGGUCAGACAUGAUCAAAAUUGGCUCCAGUGGACACACUUCUGGCGACGAGCUGGAAACUACAACCUCCUCGGAUAUCGAAAUCAUCUCAAGUCCGACCCCCAACGGUGACAGUAGCAGUGCAGCUUCCAGACAGAGCCCCGCCAGACUUAGCUGUCGUUCUAAGAUGAGCCUUGUAGCUGGGACAUCUCAUCCUGAACAUUCUCUCAGUAAAGUUUUUGCAGCCAAAGUCAAAGGACACCAAAGAGAAUUAUCCGAGGCCUCUAGUGGAGGUUCUGAUGAUGGUUCAGAAGUUGAUAAACUACUCAAGCGUAUUUCAGAAAUGACGGAAAUCUUGGAAGUGAGGGAGGCCAAGUUGAUAGAUCUCAGCAGAUUAAACUCAGACCUUCAAGAAACAAACGGUGACCUCAGGCGUCAGCUUGAAAGCGGUCUACAGAAACAAGAUGUAAGCGAGUUGAGUGAAGAGUUUACUCAAAGGUUGGCAGCCUUGGAGCGGAAGUUCCAGCAAGCGAUACGUGACAAGGAACUUCUACGGAAACAGCUUGAGCAAGCCCGUGCGGCAGCCGCAGUUGCUGAGGAAGAAGCAGAGAAGGACCAGGUGAUCUCAGACUUACGUGCCGAGGGAGAGAAACUCAGCAAACAACAGCUGGCACUCAACAACAUCAUCAAGAAACUACGAGCCACUGAGCGGGACAAUCAGAAGACUAUCAGCUCCUUGAAGGAACAAUUAGAAGAAUGUACACAAGAAGUGGACAGAACAAAGAAGGCGUUGUCAGCCAAGCAGGAUGUAGAGCGGUCACAGAUAGAAGCUGUGCAUCAGCUGACGAGGACCAACAAUCAAUUAGAGAAUCAGCUGACUCAGCUACAGUCCCAAGUAGAAAAUCUGACUUCAACCAUCGUGUCUCUGCAAAAGGAGUUGACAGACAGCAAGGACAGAGUGACACAGCUGCAGUUGUCCUUGAAGGAGGCCAAGUCAGAGGCAGAGGCGGAGGUGAGACGGAAGCUAGAGGGGGAGUGGGGGGAGGUGGCUGAGCAGAGAGACAGCUUGGAGGCUGAGGUGACAUCACUGAGAGACAGACUGGACCAGCAACUGGAGCUGCAUGACAAAGAGGUGCGUGAGUUGCGCACACAACACACAGAGUUGCUACGCAGGCUGGAGACUGCAGGGGCUGCGGCUGAGGAGGUUGCGCAGAGUGUGAGUGCAGCCACGCAGCCACUGGUGCGGCAGAUACACACACUCACUGCACAGAACUCUCAGAACCAGGCAGCAUGGGAAAGACAGGAACGCAGCUUGUUGCAGCAGAUCAAUGAGCUUCAGUCGCGAGUGACAGGCUUGGUGGAAGCAGAGAGGGGGCUGAGAGAACAGCUGAUGACGGCCACCAACAGAGGGGCUGGACUGGAGGCCAAACUGUCUGCGGGUCAGAGAGAACUGGAGGCUACCCAGGGACUGUUGACAGAGGCCAAGGACAAACUGCAACUAGCAGAGAGAGAAAAGGACAGACUGGUCAAGGAACAUGAGGAGAGUCUGAAGCAGCUGCGUAGUGAACUGUGUGAGAGUGAGAGAGACAGAAGGAGUUUGGAGCAGCAACUGUCUGUGGAGAGAGCUGCUCUGGAGGCUGAGAGGAGAAAGACUGCGGCAUUGCAGGAGCAGACAAAGAUGCGAGGUCAGUCUCCCCCCACCACUCCCCGCUCUUCCCCCACCCUCAGUCUAGGAAGGUUGUCUGUCUGUGACUCAACAGCAAGUAACAUGUGGCCAGGAUUUGGAGACGAUGUGUUUGAGACGGCCUCCAUGAGUGGAAGGAUGAGUGUGUACGACAGUCUGCGGCCUGGGAACACCACCUCUCUGCUCGAGGGACUCCAGGCUCAACUGAAGCAAAGAGAAGGUGAAGUACACCAACUACAAUGGGAGUUGUCCAGGAGAGAGGUAGAGAGGGCAGCACUCAGCAAUGAGUUGGCAGCCCUGACUGGCCGUGUGGAGGUGCAGGACAAGCAGUUGGCAGCACUAUCCACACUACAGACAGAGUAUGAUGCAUUGCUGCUAUUGUAUGGGGAGAAACUAGAGGAGAGUCAGGAGCUGAGAAUGGACCUGCAGGACGUCAAGGAUAUGUACAAGACUCAGAUCGAUCAACUGUUGAAGAAAGAAGAACCAAGUACAUGAUGUGUGGCUCUUUAAGUGGCCUUUGUCUGUGAUAAACCAAAAGAUUCCUAGCUUGAUAUAUAGUGAUGUACAUAAAGU
This is a messenger RNA of Macrosteles quadrilineatus (aster leafhopper), 8533 nucleotides long. Its product is annotated as serine-rich adhesin for platelets-like. The transcript is spliced from 56 exons. Gene Ontology annotation, cellular component: endoplasmic reticulum; Golgi apparatus. NCBI's taxonomy places the organism in Eukaryota, Metazoa, Arthropoda, Insecta, Hemiptera, Cicadellidae. The record is from RefSeq and is a predicted model, not a curated record. Bases 338 to 8455 code for a protein of 2705 amino acids.